GCUUUUGUGGGAUGUUUGAGAGUUUAAUGGAGUAACAUGGCCUCCAGAGACUGAGGAGCUUUUCUGCUCUCGGAGCAUGAUUCACCGCCAGGUGAUACUGACUCAGAACUUAUACCAGAACCGCUUUCUCGGGCUGGCGGCCAUGGCUUCGCCUUCUCGCUCGUUCCAGGCCCGGCGUCGGAGCAAAGACCCUAUCCGGCACAGCUUCAACCCCGAGCACUUUCCCAGCGUGGACUUCCAGAACGGUGCGCCUGAGGAGCUGGCAGCUACCCUGCAGCGCUCAACCAGCGAUACGGACUUGGUGACAUCACACUGCCGCUCCACACUAACCACCAGCACCUCCCACUACGCCAUCAGCCAGUCACCAGACAUUAUACUUACAUGGGACAUCAAGGAAGAGGUGGACGCCGGAGACUGGAUCGGAAUGUAUCUCAUCGACGAGGUGCUGUCAGAGAACUUUCUGGACUACAAGAACCGUGGUGUGAAUGGCUCUCACAAAGGCCAGAUCGUGUGGAAGAUUGAAGCUAAUUCCUACUUUGUUGAGCCGGAGACGAAGAUCUGCUUUAAGUACUACCAUGGGGUGAGCGGCGCCUUGAGGGCCACGACACCUAGUGUGACUGUGAAGAACCCUUCAGCGCCGGUGUUCAAGCCGGUUGCCGUGGAUGACAUGCCACAGAGUCAGGGCAGCCGAAGACUCAUCAGCUUCUCCCUGUCAGAUUUCCAGGCGAUAGGCUUAAAGAAGGGCAUGUUCUUCAACCCGGACCCCUACCUGAAAAUCGCCAUUCACCCGGGCAAACACAGCAUCUUCCCUGCUUUACCUCAUCACGGCCAAGAGAAAAGAUCAGGCAUCGUCUGCAACACGGUCAACCCUGUGUGGCAGAGAGAGAGGUUCAAUUUUGUGUCUCUACCCACGGACGUACUGGAAAUUGAGGUAAAGGAUAAAUUUGCCAAGAGCAGACCCAUCAUAAAGCGCUUCCUGGGCAAGCUGUCCAUGCCGGUGCAGAGAUUACUGGAGAAGCAUGCUAUUGGUGACCGAGUGGUCAGCUACUCUUUGGGUCGAAGGUUGCCAACGGAGCAUGUCAGUGGUCAGUUGCAGUUCCGAUUUGAGAUAACCUCCUCUAUUCAUCCAGACGAUGAGGACAUGUCCCUCAGCACAGAGCUUGAGUGUACCACAGUGCCCGAGGAACCUGAGGAACGUGAGCAUCAUGAACCAGGGGAACUAGAGACCAGAGAACGUGUUCCAGUUCAAGCUGAGGACACCAUGAGUCUGGACAUGGUUGCUCCUGAUCUGCCUCUGGAUGGAGACACAGCCUCAGUACAUGUUCCCAUGGAUGUAGAGCCUUUGGAGGCAGAUAAUGGAAGAACAAUCCAGCAAGCGGAGAAGAUCGAGGAGGCAGAAUCUGUACUUGGAGAUAGUGGUGAGCAAGGGAUAGAUGCCCUUGCAGCUGAGCAAGAUGGAGGAAGUCAGCUGGAGGCCCUGGUGCCUGAGCAAUGUGGAGGAAGUCAGCUGGAGGCCCUGGUGCCUGAGCAAGAUGGACAGUGUCAGGGUGAGGCUCUGGUGCCUGAGCAAGAUGGAGAGGGUGAAGAGGAAGUGGCAGCUUUAGAGCAGAUGGAGCAAGAAGAGCCUGAAGCAGGAGAAGGAUGCAGUCAAAAGAUGCAUGAGGAACCCGAUGAUAUAGAAAAUAGGGAAAGGGCAACGGAGACCCAUGAUGUAGUGUUGGAAGAAAUGGAGAAUGCUGUGGGGGGAGCGGAACCUGAACCUGUCUUUCCUGAGGGUUGGUCUCAAGCAGAGGAUGAGGAUCAGGAAGAAGAAGAAGGUUACCCACUUCGACUGCGUGGUGCAGCUAAGCGGAAAAAUCGCCCUUGUUCACUACCUGUCUGUGAGCUGGAGACCGUAAUUGCUUCGACGUGCGAGGAACCCGAGACACCACGGUCACACUACAUCCGUCUCCACCACCUUCUUCACAGUCUUCCCUCUAACCAAUCAGAAAGCUCUAAAACAGAAGAAGAAGAGGAAGAAGAGGAGCAAGAUGAAGAUGGUGCAGCACCAGAGCCACUGACUCCCAACGGUCCACGUCGUUCCCUACCUCGCAGCCGCUCGCACCAGCGCCUCUCUGAACUCGUCCAGAUAUUAGACGGGGAAGGACAAGUUAUGGGAUCCGAGGAUCAAGUCAGAGGCCAGAGGUCCCCAGGAGAAAGCGAGGGCGAGGCUGACCUUAGCCCAGUGCCAUGCUGUAGUCACAUGGUGGCGAGGGGUGCCGGUGCAAUGCGAGCAUCGUCUUUGGACAGCGCACGACACGGCAAGAGCAGCGUGUUCUCCUCACAGGAAGACGAGGACGACAUGGACGGGCUGGACGGCAUCUUGGAAUUAGAGGUGGAGCCUUGUCAGGGCGGACGAAAUCGAACGAGGGACGGCACAAGGUGGGAGGAAGUGCCCGACACUCAUGUGCAAAGUCCGCAUGGCAUUGUGGGUAAUGGAGAUUCCCCAGGAGCUGGAACAAGCGGCAGGAGAGAGUGUCCUCUACCAUGUAGUCACCCUCCAGUGAGCCAGCUCCCUGCUCUGAGGCCGGACCCCCACCACUACCCCACCAUCGACGAGCCCCUUCCUCCCAACUGGGAGGCGCGUAUCGACAGUCAUGGACGCGUGUUUUACGUGGACCAUAUUAACCGCACCACGACAUGGCAAAGACCAACCACAGCAGCGACACCUGACGGCUUGCGCAGGUCCGGAUCCAUCCAGCAAAUGGAGCAGCUCAACAGGAGAUAUCAGACCAUCCAAAGGACCAUGGCCACAGAGAGGAGGGAAGAGGAAGGAGGGAACCCCCGAGUAGAGAGGACUAGCAGUACAGAGACCGACUCACCACCUCAGACAAGCGAACCGAGGCGAGACUCGCACUGCUCUCCGAGUCACUGUCAGAAGAUCACCCUGCUGCUCCAAAGUCCGGCUGUCAAGUUCAUCACACACCCCGAGUUCUUCACUGUCCUCCAUGCCAACUAUGGUGCGUACCGCAUGUUUACUAACAGCUCAUGUCUGAAGCACAUGAUCCUGAAGAUCAGGAGGGACGCGCGGAACUUCGAGCGCUACCAGCACAACCGCGAUCUCGUCUCCUUCCUGAACCGCUUUGCUGAUUCGCACAUGGAGCUUCCCCGGGGCUGGGAGAUUAAAACCGACCCUCAGGGAAAGUCAUUCUUUGUGGAUCACAACAGCCGUGCCACGACCUUCAUCGACCCCAGAAUCCCUCUGCAGAACGGCAGGCUGCCCAACCACCUCACUCACCGGCAACACCUGCAGAGACUGCGCAGCUACAGCGCAGGAGAGGCGUCUGACGUGUCGCGCACCCGUGGAGUGUCCCUGAUAACGAGGCCUGGGAACAGUUUAGUGGCCGCCAUCCGAAACCAAAGCCAGCAGGAGCCGGUGCCGCUGGCAUAUAAUGAUAAGAUUGUGGCGUUUCUACGGCAACCCAACAUCUUCGAGGUGCUCCAAGAGAGGCAGCCGAGCCUGGCCAGGAACCACUCGUUUAAAGAAAAGGUACAUCACAUCCGUACAGAAGGCACACCCAGAUUAGAAAAGCUGUCCUGUGAUGCUGACUUUGUCAUGCUGUUAAGUUUGUUUGAGGAGGAGAUCAUGUCCUACGUUCCUCUCACCACGUUUCACUCCGGCUUCGCCUUCUCUCCACGCUGCUCCCCAGGAUCCUCACCGCAAAAUUCUCCAGGUACCCAGAGAGCUCGUGCUCCAGCUCCAUAUCGCAGGGACUUUGAGGCCAAACUUCGUAACUUCUACAGAAAAUUAGAAGCCAAGGGAUAUGGACAAGGGCCAGGGAAAAUCAAACUAAUAGUACGCAGAGAUCAUCUACUGGAAGGCACGUUUAACCAGGUCAUGGCUUACUCACGCAAAGAACUCCAAAGAAACAAACUCUAUAUUACCUUUGUCGGCGAGGAAGGUCUGGAUUACAGCGGACCUUCUCGAGAGUUCUUCUUCCUGCUUUCUCAGGAACUGUUUAACCCGUAUUACGGCCUGUUUGAAUACUCAGCCAACGACACGUACACAGUGCAGAUCAGUCCAAUGUCAGCCUUCGUAGAGAAUCAUUUGGAAUGGUUCCGUUUCAGUGGCAGGAUCUUGGGCCUAGCGUUGAUUCAUCAGUACCUGCUGGAUGCUUUCUUCACCCGGCCCUUUUAUAAAGCUCUGCUCAGACUAGCAACUGACCUGAGUGAUCUCGAGUACCUGGAUGAGGAGUUCCACCAGAGCUUACAGUGGAUGAAGGACAAUGACAUCACAGACGUCUUGGAUCUCAACUUCACUGUUAACGAGGAGGUGUUUGGCCAGGUGACAGAAAGGGAGCUGAAAUCAGGAGGAGCCAACCUACAGGUGACGGAGAAGAACAAGAAGGAGUACAUAGAGCGCAUGGUGAAGUGGCGAGUGGAGAGAGGAGUAGUUCAACAAACCCAAGCUCUGGUCCGAGGCUUUUAUGAGGUGGUGGAUUCCCGGCUGGUGUCUGUGUUUGACGCUAGAGAGCUGGAGCUGGUGAUCGCCGGGACGGCCGAGAUCGACCUCAACGACUGGAGGACCAAUACAGAAUACAGAGGCGGCUACCAUGACGGGCACAUCGUGAUCCGGUGGUUCUGGGGAGCCGUGGAGCGCUUUAACAACGAGCAGAGGUUACGGCUGCUGCAGUUUGUCACGGGAACGUCCAGCGUGCCGUACGAGGGUUUCACGGCUCUGCGUGGAAGCAACGGUCUGCGUCGGUUCUGCAUCGAGAAAUGGGGAAAGAUCACCUCUCUGCCCAGGGCUCACACCUGCUUUAACCGCCUUGAUCUUCCUCCGUACCCGUCCUACACGAUGCUGCACGAGAAGCUCCUCGUUGCUGUAGAGGAGACCAGCACUUUCGGCCUCGAGUGACGCCGCGGCCGUGCAUGGCCCGUCUACACAAGAAUAGUAAACAAUACAAAUAGUAUGUAUAUACACAUAUACAUAUAGAUAUACAUAUCUUGCUUGUAAACCGAAGACACCGUUGCAUACAUCACUCACCCGUGCGCACGACGUACCGUCUUUAGGCAACACCGUGUGCAACAUGCAAAGCUGUGUAUGCAAUACGACACAAAAGGCUUUAGCCUUCCGCCUUACUCUCAGGGUCUCGGGCUCUGCUGCGGCACUAGGAAUCCGACAAGGCUGCAGCGUUUAGUCGGGAUGCACACACAUACAUACAUACACACACACACACACACACACACACACACACACACACUUCGGGGGGACCGGCUGCUGGCACAAACACCACAAUCUCACUCGUAUCAGCUUCAGUCAAGGCAACGCCUUUCAUCAGGGCUUGGUUACAAAGAUGGGCACUAAUAUUAGAAUAUUAAAAUAUUAGAAGCAACACAGGAAGUGACAUCAUUAGCCAGAGAAGAAAGCAUUUAGGCUGCAGAGACAUGAUUAAAAUGGAAACUUGUGUUAGUCUAAACUUUAUCAACUGCAUGGUUCGGGUUGUCAUGGUAACUGUAAGCUUUGGUUUGGGUUUUUGUUUUUUUUAGACUUCUAUUACAAGUGACAAUUGUGAAAAAUUCCAUGAAAUUGGGGCAAAUCACACACACACACACCAAACGUACACGCAUACGCUCUCUACAGAUGCAGUAGAUGGAAGUUAGGUUUGAAAAACGCUGAAGUAUUUUUUACACACACAAAGGAAAUAUGGCUCAAGCAGCUUGUUGUAUUGGAAAGUCUAUAAAUAAGCUUAAGAUUUUUUUUUAUUAUUGAUUUAUUUAUAAUGUUUCAUAUUUAAUAUUCUUUUGUACACUACCCAGAAAGAGAUUUGUAAAUCCUGCUUUUCAGUGAAACAAUUCAUUCCAUACAUAUUGAAUUAUUCGAUGUGAUGCUGUGUAAUGACUUGUAUGAUUAAUUACUGUAACACAUGUAACACACACAUUGCUUUGAGAUUGUAUUUCUUAUUUCUAGAAAUGUAAUUGGUGCAGGUCUUGGGAUUGUCCGGUGCUUCUGGCUUGCUUGUGUAAAGGUUAUGGUGAUUAUGCUUUUUUUUUCUUUUCUUUUUUUUUUUUUCUCAUCAUAUUUCCACGUUUCUGAGCACGUUUCUAGGUUUCACAUGGAGGAGCCUAUAUGCUGUAAAGCCAUGCUUCAUAUAAGUAAAUUGUAUGUAAAUUGAAAUAUAUACAUCUAUAUAAAUGAUACUGAUGACUUGAAAAUCCAUGCAUUCAAUUGUACAGAUAUUGGAUUUUUGGGCUUUGUAUUUGUAUAAAUUGAAGUAUUCAGACUCUAUUACAAAGUAGUAGUAGAAGACAUACACAUGAAAAAUGCUGCAGCACUGGUUUUUUUUUUUAUUUAUUAUUAUUAUUAUUUCUAUUAUGCUCAAUCCUGGAUACACCAGUGCGUUUGUAUUUAAUGUGUCACUUGAAAAGUUGUAUAAUUGGCUGUACUGUAAAUCUAAUGUGUAUAUUAUUAACUAUACAGUAUGUGUAACGUAUAUAGAUAUUGAUUUUGAAAUGCAAUGUAUGUAUUAAGGAUUGAAAGGCUUUUUUUUUAAAAAAAGAAAGAAAAAAGAAAAAAUCUUUUUGCUUAAACUACUUUGGUUGUAUAAAUGCAUCAUGCUAUGCACAGUUUAGUUCUAACAAGAACGCAAUUUCCUGUCAGUUGUCCAGGGCUUCUGUUUAAUUUUUUUUCCAAAGUCUCGGGUGUACACCCCGGACGGGAUGAAUUCAUCUCGGACGGAUUGAUCAAACUGCCUUACUGCACCUCUGCUCAAACCAUUUCAGCUGUGGAAGGUGUGAGAACGUUCUGGCUCCUGCAUCGUCCCCAUAAACACACACACACACAAAAUGCUGUCCUGCACCUCUCUGUUUUGCGGCUCACACAACGCUGUCCUGCACCUCUCUGUUUUGCACUGUGUGUUCAUCAGGUCUGCGUCUCAGCCAGUUUUGUAUUCUGUAUUCAAGCUCUGGGCUUGUUUGUCAAGUCGAGCUCUGUAAAAAAAAAUGAGACAAAAAAAGCAUAGCACUG
Molecule: messenger RNA, 7006 nt
Organism: Clarias gariepinus (North African catfish)
Lineage: Eukaryota; Metazoa; Chordata; Actinopteri; Siluriformes; Clariidae
Gene: hecw1b
Product: HECT, C2 and WW domain containing E3 ubiquitin protein ligase 1b
Exons: 28
Coding region: 77-4897 (1606 amino acids)
Biological process (GO): regulation of dendrite morphogenesis
Molecular function (GO): protein binding; ubiquitin-protein transferase activity
Source: RefSeq, a predicted model, not a curated record